This is a messenger RNA of Camelina sativa (false flax), 2956 nucleotides long. Lineage: Eukaryota; Viridiplantae; Streptophyta; Magnoliopsida; Brassicales; Brassicaceae. The record is from RefSeq and is a predicted model, not a curated record.
AAUAAAAAAGAGGAAAAGUUGACCAGUUUGUUUUACUUUUCGCCCAUUAAAAUAUUUAAAAAGAUUGAUUAUACAAAACCCACAUAUAUCAUGUGUUUUUGGCUAUUUAUAGGUGGAGGAUUGGUUAUAGUGCUUUGUUAUUUUAAGUUCAGGUUUUAUCUAAUACGGACAUGUUUUAUAGUUAUCAACGGCCGACGAUAAAAUGAUUUGUUAAAAAAACUGAACCAAUUUGUUUUACCCGUUAAAUUUAAUUUACUUUUAACAGUUAUAAAACCCACACAUUCUAAUCUAAUUUUAGUAUACACACUUCACACUUGUGUCUUGAUUGGAUGAAAAUUGUGAAACAAACGCAAAUCAAAAUGGUAGGAAAGAUAAAUUUGACAAAAAUAGGCCUAUUUGAAAUCUACAAGACUUCCACUAUCUAUCUUAAGAAAGUUUACAAAACGCUAAAGCGUCUAGAGACUGAUACAACUGACAGAAAUAGAACAAGGAAGAAGAUGAAGACUUCGAACUUCUCUCUUAGGUAGCCAUGGAGUGGGCUUAAGCUGAAACUGUUAGUUAGAUAGUUAAGAUCCUUGUGAUCUUCGAUAUAUUUGGAUACAGAAUAUCUCUAGAAUAUUCCUCUAGCAUAGAUAUGAUCUUGGAUUCGAUCUCAUUUGUACAUUGUCUUCUAUAUAUACUUUGCCAUCGUGAAUAACAUUCUCCACAGAGCUUCACUUAUAAUAUGGUAUCAGAAGCCCAGCCUCCAGCUAGUUUGCUCGAUCCUUCUCCGCUCUUUCAUUUUUUUUUUCUUCUCUCUCUCUUUGUUUCUCACUUCUCUCUCUUCUUGUUCUUCGAUUUUCUUGCUCUGUUCCUCUCUCUGUUUUCUUCUAUUCUUCUCAUCAUAUUUUUCCAUCGGUUAGCGUCUAGUACAUCGCCAUGGCCGACGCAACUCAAAAAUCCGAUAAACCGUUUGGCAUCUCCCAGAUCAAGUCGUACAUCCCCAUCACCCUCGACAUAGCCAAACUUAACUAUAUAUGACGUGUGGAGAGAGCUAUUUGAGACUCAUUGUCUCAGCUUUGGUGUUCUCAGCCAUCUCGACGGCACAUCCACUGCCACUCAGGCGACCCAACAGCAGUGGAAAGAACAUGAUGGCCUCGUCAAAAUGGGGAUCUACGGCACGAUCUCCGAAUCAAUCUUAGACACCGUUCUUAAGACAAAGUCCACCGCCCGUGAACUUUGGAUCACCAUCGAAGAACUUUUCCGUGAUAACAAAGAAGCAAGAGCGAUGGAGUAUGACACCGAACUUCGAACUCUCACCAUCGGUAACUCCACCGUCGCCGACUACUGCAAACGCCUCAAGACACUCUCUAAUCUCCUGGCAAACAUCGACUCUCUGGUUACUGACCGCCAACUUGUCAUGUACAUGUUGAACGGUCUCAACGACAAGUUCGACUCCAUCAUCAACGUAAUCAAACACAAAUCUCCUUACCCAUCGUUCACCGUUGCUCGAUCAAUGCUCCAACUUGAAGAAACUCGUCUCUCCAAACAUGUGAAACCUGCUCCUAGCCCACCAUCCGAUACGUCUACCCCAAAUAUCCUCUAUACCACGACGGACCAACAAUCUUCGCGAGGACAUCACUCCGGUCACCAAGGUCGCGGACACAGAGGUCGUGGUAUAGACGACGUGGCCGCUACAAUAAUCACUGGCAAUAUCAAAACCCACCAUAGGGAUAUGGUCAACCACCGUACCAGUCUCCAUAUUACGCACCACCACCCCAGUUCUACGGCUCGACACCACACAUGGCUUACCCCUUUGUUCCACCGGUUCAACCUGCACACCACCAGCCCCGUCCACAUGGUGAAGCUCACGUCACGCAAAUGCUUCCUCACUCUCCCACACCUCUCACAUACCUCCCACAUGCGCUAACCAACGCUCUCCAAACGAUGACCAUUCAGGAUCCGAAUGCAACUCCUUGGGUCAUAGAUACGGGUGCCACCAACCACAUCACCGCUCAACCAGGUAUUCUACGUACCACUUUUAAUUCGAGUCAUUUACCUAGUGUCAUUGUCGGCAACGGGUCCUCCGCUAAGGUCACUCAUGUUGGUAAUGGCCUCUUACCAACACCCUCUCGACACCUUCAACUUCGUAAUGUUUUUGUAUGCCCUUCUAUCAUCAAAAAUUUGAUAUAUGUCCGUCAUUUUGUCAGCGACAAUAAUUUGUCUGUGGAGUUUGAUCCGUUUGGUUUUUGUGUCAAGGAUCUCCUGACCAAGACCAAGCUCCUCCACUGCAAUAGCACGGGUCCCCUCUACUCCAUCACUCCACACACAAAUUUAUCCCCCCACAAGCAUUUGUUUCGGUUCCUCCUAGAAGCUCAACGUGGCAUCACCGCCUCGGACACCCUAGCAGUACAAUUCUUCAACGUGUUCUUUCCUCUAAUAAUCUCCCAAGCACUAAGACCGACUUGACAACUUUGUGUUCAGCACUAACGAACAAAACACAUUGAAAUAGACAUUCAUUUUGUUCGUGAUAAGGUGGCCAUCGGCGAAAUAAAGGUGUUGCAUGUGCCUUCCGCUCACCAGUUCGCGAACAUUUUCACUAAGGGUCUACCCUCUCCGCUGUUCUUGGACUUUCGGGACAGUCUCAACGUCCGCUCCUCCGGUGCACUGACGGUUCGACUGCGGGGGCGUGUUAGUUAGAUAGUUAAGAUCCUUGUAAUCUUCGAUAUAUUUGGAUAUAAGAUAUCUCUAGAAUAUUCCUCUAGCAUAGAUAUGAUCUUGGAUUCGAUCUCAUCUGUACAUUGUAUUCUAUAUAUACUUUGCCAUUGUGAAUAACAUUCUCCACAGAGUUUCACUUAUAACAGAAACUAGUCCAGCUUAAAUUCAUAUUUCUUCUUCCAUGAAUCGCCUCUCUUAUUUUCUUCGGCAAGCAUCUCUCUCUUGCUUCUCGAUUCCUUUUAAUCAAGCUUCUUUCUUU